AUGAAGUCGAGGCGCCGGCGAGCAGGAGAAGAAGCAGACGAGGAGGAGGAGGAGGAGGAGGAGGAAGAAGAAGAACGUCGGAGCUGCGGUUGA
Messenger RNA from Trichophyton benhamiae CBS 112371, 93 nucleotides. RefSeq lists its product as uncharacterized. The coding region runs from base 1 to 93 and encodes 30 amino acids. Lineage: Eukaryota; Fungi; Ascomycota; Eurotiomycetes; Onygenales; Arthrodermataceae. The transcript has a single exon. The record is from RefSeq and is a predicted model, not a curated record.